CCUGGCCGCUCGGGCCGGCCCGUGUCGGAGUACCCGCGCAGCGCCUCGCGGGGAAGCUCCAGGGAUGCCCCGGGCGGAACGUGGUGGGAGCGGCCUCGGGCAGCGGCCCCGCUUCGAGACGCGCUGCUGGGGAGCGGCCGCUGUCCCUCCACACUCACCUGUGCUUCCUUCGCUGCACCCGUGGCAGCGGCCUUAGGCGAUCCCCCCAGUGGUUCCCGUGCUGUUUCUUUUCCUCUCCGUUCCCGUGGCACGCAGUAUUCACAGCCCAGGGGUUGUCACCUCUCCGUGUCGCUCAGGUCUCAGAUCAGAAGCCACUGGGCUGUUGGUCAGUUAAACAUGGGCAGAUUAUCACGUGUCCAGUUGUAUGCAACUUUGAGACUCACGAAUAUAUAGCGGUUCACGAUAACAAGGUUUUACGAAUAUGGAAGGAUAAAGAUGUUAACUUGGACAAAGUAUUUAAAGCAACACUUUCAGCUGAGGUGUACAGAAUACAUUCGCUGCCCCAUGCGGAGCCAUUGGUGUUAUUCAGAGGAGGGGCUGUUCGAACUUUAGAUGUUCUUCUGGAAGCUCCACAACAAGAAAUUGAAAACGUCAUCUCAGAUGAAGUCAUCAAGUGGAGUGAAGCAUUACUGGAAGGUCAACAACCUGUCUUAAUUUUCGUUACAGAGAAAGAUGGGGAUUUUUUUGUCUACAUACAGAAACUUAAGAUGAGGAGUCUACAUAAAUACAAGCUUGAACAACAGGAAUUGUCUAAUCCACUUUGUUUCACAGCAUAUAUAAAAAAGCAGAUUAUCACACUUCUGUGUUUAUACUCCAGUGACUCUGUAUAUAAAGUUCUGAUACCUCUACAGCAAAAUAGUGAAGAGGAAGAGCAAACUCUAUCCAAAUCACUACUACUAAACCUUUCAAUAUCUGGAAGUGCUCUAAAAGGAACUUCUUUUGUUAUUCUUGAUAAAGACCACGUUGCAGUACUGGGAAGUCUAGCAGCAUCUGGUGAAGAAUCCAAAGAAUGCCUAACAAUAUGGAAUACAAAAUUUCAAACAUUACAGGCUUCAAAGGAACUGCCCCUGGGAACCAGUGGACAACUGUGGUGUUAUGGGGAAAAAUUUUUCUUCACUCAUGGAAAAGUGCUAACAGUAGUUAUAUACAAGUGUGAAACUUCAUCCUUGGCAGCUGCUGUGGGAAAACUGAAGGACAGUCAAACCUCUGAUCUUUCUUCAUUUGUAAACUGGAAUACUCUUGGAGAUGAAGAGCUCCUGGUUUCCUAUCAGUCACAGCAGUCUGUAGCUCUAAAGUCUGAAUCCAAAAUGACAUUAAGAUCAAAAAAGAGCGCCGUUGAGAACAUGCAGCCAGAUGCCUCCACAAUUGGGCAGUUCUUACUAUGUAUAAAAGAUGCUUCCACAACUGCUGUUGAAGGUGAAUUGAGACAACUGUUGUCAAAAGCACAGAGACCAGAUUUUCAGGCCACCAUUGGAUGUGUAAUAAGUGCUCUAAUGAACAGGUGUAAAACAGAUCCAAUGUUCUACCCUCGAAACUUCCUGGUACAGAUGAUCCAGAAACGAGAGUUAUCUUACAGUUUGUGUCCAGACUUAAUGGCUGUUGCUUUAGAGAAAAAAGAUGUACAUCUCUUACAAAUCUGCUUACAACGGUUUCCAGAUAUUCCUGAAGAAAUUACUUACGCUUGCUUGAAAGUAUUUUUAAGCAUUAGUGAUGAUUAUCUGGAAGGAACAGACGUGGAUCUAGAAUCUGUAAUCUCUUACAUUGAUAUUGAACCAAACAGUAAAGUUAAGACUGAAGUUGUAGAAAAUGGUUUCAGCACUGAACUGGAAGAAGAUGGUUGUGAUGUCAAAGGCAUGAAGGAAACCCAUACGAUGGACAGUGUUGAAUUCUGCCCUGUUGGACCUCAUAAGGCAGCAUUAUUAAAUGCUGUUCUUCAUUCAGCUUACAGUGAAACGUUUCUUUUGCCCCAUCUGAAAGACCUUCCAGCUCAGCAAGCUGUUCUGUUUCUCAGGUAUUUGCACUACCUGUAUGUGAAAUGCAGUGAAAAAAUCAACACAACUCUUCCUGGAGUACUCCCUCCAACUAUAAGUCAGAUUAUGGAUUGGAUGUGCCUAUUACUUGAUGCUCACUUCACAGUUAUGGUGAUGCUACCAGAAGCAAAAAGAUUGCUUUCAAGCAUGCAUAAGUUUGUGAGAGCCCAAGUACGAUUCUACUCUGAACUUAACAAAAUCGAAGGAAGUUUGCAAGAACUGCAAAGAAUUAAAUGCCAGGAAAACUCUCAGGCAUAUUCUAUUGAAGUGCUGGAACUUAUUUGAAUAUGAAAUGAAUUAUUAACAAACUUGUUAUUGAUUCCUUUUAUGACAAGGAUGUAUUAGCACUCCAUAUUGGGGAUGUGAAAAGUUGAGUUUUGUGCACAGGGAGAACGCGGUUACUCAGUAGCUACGUGGGGGGUUGUGUAUUAAAAGCUCUUUUUUGACUGGAUGAUUUUCAUAUAUUUUCAUUGUAAUUUUGUUAUGCAGUCACAAGAAUAUCCUAAAAUUGUAUCUGAUUCUUGGCUGAGAAGUGAUAGGAUAUUUGUAAAAAGGUUUCAAGAAAUGUUUCAUCAAAUCAA
Molecule: messenger RNA, 2611 nt
Organism: Tympanuchus pallidicinctus (lesser prairie-chicken)
Lineage: Eukaryota; Metazoa; Chordata; Aves; Galliformes; Phasianidae
Gene: NOL11
Product: nucleolar protein 11
Exons: 18
Coding region: 708-2315 (535 amino acids)
Biological process (GO): maturation of SSU-rRNA
Cellular component (GO): nucleus; nucleolus
Molecular function (GO): RNA binding
Source: RefSeq, a predicted model, not a curated record